Misgurnus anguillicaudatus (oriental weatherfish) is the source of this 3304-nucleotide messenger RNA. NCBI's taxonomy places the organism in Eukaryota, Metazoa, Chordata, Actinopteri, Cypriniformes, Cobitidae. The record is from RefSeq and is a predicted model, not a curated record.
GGCAGUCGGCACGACAGUGCGAGCGAAGCGCAUCAGACAACACAACAGAGUUGGACAAGAGGAGAGGAAAACAGUGCACCAUCAGCCUGAAGAUUCAAGACUGUCCAAGUUUAGUUUAACCUGACUCGGACCGGUCUGAUUUGCAUCAUAUAAAGAGAGCUGGCACGCGGGGACGACGUGUGAAGAAUGGAUAAGCACAAAGCAGUGCUGGAGCAGCUGUUGGAGCAGCUUCAGAGGUUUCUGAAGAUCCUGGAUGGAGAGAAGCUGAGUGGAAAUGCCGAAGUACAGAAAGGCCUUCUGACAGAGCUGCUACAAUCUUACAAGUCUUUCACCGCAGGAGGAGAUGAAGAAUACAUUUACAUGAACAAGGUCCUAGUCCCAGAUCAAUACCCAAACAAAGAGCACAGACCAGAAGAAGCCAAUGGAGAUCUGGGAAGACACUUCGGCAUACCUGUAAAGAGCCCACCAGAGCCCCCUCCUCCCAGAUCAAGCAACAUCGGGAGAGAACCCUUUCCCCUUCCACCUGCUCCCGAUCCUGCGUCACUAGACACUGAAGGCUAUUAUGAAGAGGCUCAACCAUAUGACUCAACCGUCAAUGAAGAUAUAGAGGCGGUGAGCAGUUCAUAUGAGUCAUACGAUGAGGAGGAAAUUACGAAGGGCAAGUCCACAGCUCAACAUCAGUGGCCAUCCACAGAGGCGUCCAUUGAGCUAAUGAAGGAUGCUCGUAUCUGUGCCUUCCUCUGGAGAAAGAAGUGGCUGGGCCAGUGGGCCAAACAGCUGUGUGUCAUUCGUGAACAUCGUCUCCUGUGCUAUAAAAGCUCAAAGGAUCAGAUACCACUGCUGGAUAUUAGUCUGCUCGGCUGCAGCGUCGUCUACAAAGAGAAACAAACAAAGCGGAAAGAACACAAGUUGAAAAUCACUCCGUUUGGUGGAGAAGCCCUCGUCCUGGGACUGCAGAGUAAAGAUCAGGCUGAACAGUGGCUUAAGGUGAUUCAGGAAAUCAGUCCGAAAAAUACUGCAGGAUCUGAUGUAACCGAAUCCCCGACACUCAUGUGCACGAAGGGUGAGCAUAGCGAGAGAUACUCAGUGGCAUCCGAGAGUGGAAGCAGCACAGACAGUCACACCGAGACCCUGGAGAACAAAGAUGUUAAGAAGAAAUACGGCAAGUUUAGUAACCUUAUGAACAUUGGGAAAAAGAAAGUUUCCUCUUUGGAGAGCCCAGAGAAGACACUGGAUGCAUCAGGUUAUCUUAAUGUCCUGGUCAACGCACAGUGGAAAAGCCGGUGGUGCUCAGUUGAGAACAGGCAGCUUUGUAUCUACAAUGACAAAAACAAAAACAAAGUAUCCCAGCAGCCAGUGGCUCUCGAGGGGUGCACGGUCCUGCCGGACCCCAGCCCUGAACACUUAUAUUCAUUCCGCAUCCAGAUGGAUGGAGAGGAGCUCGCAACCCUAGAAGCUAAAUCCUCUGCUGAUAUGGGCCACUGGCUAGGGCUCAUACUUUCUCAGACAGGCACCAAAACAGACCCAGAAGACCUCACAUAUGACUAUGUGAACUCUGAGAGGAUAUCCAGUAUUGUCAAUGCAGCCAAAACAUCCAUGUAUCUGAUGAAUAGGAGAUACUCAGAGCCCAACACGUAUACAGACAGACCUCCAUCGGACCCUCAAACCUGUGAUGACAUAUACGAUGAUGUGGCAUCCAUAGACAAUGACAAUGAGGAGGAGAUUCAGGAGGAUCUGAACAGCAGCUUUGAGAUAACAGCGAAUGCCGAGCAGAACGAAAAGGACAGGAUUUAUCUGGAUCUGAUCCCGCUCCGCUCCUUCCUGCACAUGAGCCCGGGAGGAGUGUCACCACAGAUGGACUCCAGUCCAUCAGCUGUUUCACAGGAGGAGAAAGAGAUUGCAGUCAAAGAGACUGAAAAUGAAGUCUCAUUACCAAGCAGCACCAAGUCCCCCGAUUCUCAACCAGCAGAUCCUGCAGUAGCCGCCAACGCCUCCCCGAAAUUGAAAAAAAUCAGUUUCCUUAAUCAGGAAGCCCAGAAGAAGUCCUCUCCCUCCACGCUGCCAUCCCAUCCCAAAACAUCUCCAAAUACAACCCAGAGUCCACCCACAUCCAGAAGAAGAGCAGCCACCACGGACAAACUUCCUGACAAACUCAAGGUCUCCACAGCAGGUUUAGCAAGCCCAGGAUCAGUGGAGGUGAAGUUGGGAAAGAACAGGACAGAAGCCGAUGUCCGACGUUACACAGAUGACAGGGAUCGACUGGAGCGAGAGAGGGAGGAGGUUAAAAGCACACUCGCCGCAUUGAGGAAAGACAGACGGGAGGUGAAAGAGGAACUGAGCUCCUGCCAAGAUGCCACUCAGCAAGCCUUACUGGAGGCCCGUCUGAAGCAGAUGGAGGAGAAGUGUCGAGAGGCGGAGCAUCGGCGGGUGGAUGUGGAGUUAAAACUGAUGGAAGUAAAGGAAAAUUUGCGAAAAGUUGAAGCUGGACCCUUUACACUGGGCACGACGGUAGAAAGCAGUCUACCGGAAACUUUACCGGCGCCCAAGACGGCACCGGUUAUUUCCCCCUCUCCGAAUAUUCCCAUCAACAAUGGAGAUUCACCUGUCAACUCAGCCACAGCCCUGAAGAGUAGACCCAUGUCCGUCAUGGCACCCAGCAAAGGAAACGUUCUGCAGAAGGCCAAGGAAUGGGAGAAAAAGUCAACAACUUAAGAGGAUAAGAAUGGAGAAAGCGAAUAGACUUUUUAGCCAAAGCUCAAAUGACUGCUAAAGCAAAUGCUUCAAGCAAAGCGGGAGAGAGGGUGUGCCCAAUGACCUGCAGGCUCCGCCCCCUGAAGCCACACCCUUCUCUAACACCCUGCUUCUCUGCAAACAGAGACCGAGACGGUACUGGGUGCUUGCGGGCAGCUGAUCCGAAAAUUUUUAUUUGAUGCUGACAAUGUUUUUUGUCUCUGACCAUGUUACCCUUUCUAAUAAUGCCACUGGACAACCGCAGAUUUAAAAUCUAUUUCAGAUUAUUUUUAUGUAAGAAAAGGGAUUUUAUAAAAAAAAAAACAUUUUUGUGUAAUACAACGGUGGGCACAUUAUGUUUCACAAUAGACCAAAAAUGACCUUGAAAACCACUAUUUUUCACAGUAAAGACUUUAAAAUCUGCCAUUUUGGUACGUAUGGUACAUUGUAGCUCGAUUCAUGUAUGCUGAUAGCCAGGAUGUGAAUAUAUAUCUAUAUAUAUAACAUAUCCGUACAGUGUUUUUUUUGUACGCUAGCACUUUUAUUCAAAUAAAAGUUUCUACUGACAAUGCAA